AUGGCUCCAUCAGCAAAUCUGACUACGAAGUUGAAAGUCCAGCUGAAGCUAUCCAUUGCACGGCUGCGUAUGGUGCAGCAACGCGAUGAAGCUAUGGGGAAGACGCAGAGAAGGGCGAUGGCCCAAUUACUAGAGGUUGGUAAGAUCGAUUCGGCUAAGAUAAGAGUCGAGAAUAUCAUUCGCUCCGAUAUCACCACAGAACUCCACGAGAUCCUUGAGCUAUAUUGCGAGUUGUUACUAGCACGGGCUGGCCUCUUAGAGGGCAGCAUAUGCGAUCCUGGAUUGGAAGAGGCAGUGAAAAGCAUCAUAUACGCUGCCCCCAAGACAGAGAUUAAAGAAUUACAGCAGGUCCGCGCACUUUUGGGUGAGAAGUAUGGCAAAGAGUUCGUGUUGGCGGCUAUGGAAAAUUCAGAUCAGAAGGUCUCUGAAAAGGUCGUCAAGAAACUUAGCGUCACCCCACCUCGAGAAGAGCUUGUCCAAGGUUAUCUGGAAGAGAUUGCAAGGGCGUAUGGGGUCAAUUGGCCGAGGCGAGCUAAGGAUUUGGGGGAACCACCGGAAUUUGUGGACGACGACACGAGCAAUAGUCCAAGUGAUAGCCAAGCACAGAAGGCCUCCGAGACAUCUCUUUCUCCUGACAGCAAAGCCGCACUAGAAAGGGAAGCACUGAGUCGUGCAACACCUCCUCGAUCCCUAGGACUGGAUACUCCUGUACAUGUUAAUCCACCAAGUCCAUCCACCGAUAAUCCUCGCCCCAGAAUCACGUUGAACUCAGUGGAACUGAAACCCAGCCAGAAGAUGAUUGAUGCUGGCAUAUCAAAGAACAGCGAUAGUAAGAAGGAUGGGACGAGUGUUGACGAACUAACAGCUCGCUUUGCUGCUCUGAAGCGUUAA
Daldinia childiae is the source of this 891-nucleotide messenger RNA. Its product is annotated as Vacuolar protein sorting-associated protein IST1. The transcript is spliced from 2 exons. Gene Ontology annotation, biological process: protein transport. The record is from RefSeq and is a predicted model, not a curated record. The coding region runs from base 1 to 891 and encodes 296 amino acids. NCBI's taxonomy places the organism in Eukaryota, Fungi, Ascomycota, Sordariomycetes, Xylariales, Hypoxylaceae.